CGAGGCCACUUGACCCCGGAAGCAGGGUGCGGGGCUCCGGCGCGGCGGGACCCUGCGGUGCGAGCCUCAGUUGUUGCAUUUUUUCAUAAACUGAAGGCAAGACCAUUCACCAGCAAAAAGCUUAUGACUCACUGUAUUGUGAUACUUGCUUUACUGCAGUGGUCUGGAACCGAAACGCAGUAUCUCUAGGUUUUUCCUGUGCAAUAGAGAGUGUAAAGAGGUGUGGCCUUACAUCGGAUGACUUCCUUCUCUCUUAGGACAUUAUUUAAAUGUGUUUAUUCACCUAAGAUAUUUGUUUUAUGUGAAGAGACCCAGGCCGCAGUGAUGUUUCACUUCUUCAGGAAGCCCGUGGAACCGAAAAAGCCCUCAGUGUCAGACACGGAAGCAGAUGGCUUUGUCCUUUUAGGAGAUACAGAAAAUGAGCAGAGAAUGGCAGCAAGCGGUAACACUUCAGAAGUAGAAGACAACCAACCGACUGACCAAGAAAACUCACCCAUUGGGACUGUAGCAGGCCCCGGGGCGGAAACUAAGGCAGGCCAGCUUCUGGAGAACAGCUCGUUCAUGGCAGAGCUUCUGAGCGACGUGCCCUUCACCUUGGCCCCGCAUGUGCUGGCUGUGCAGGGCACCAUCAGUGACCUUCCAGACCACCUCCUCACCUGUGACGUCAGCGAAAACUUAUCACGGUUUUGGUACGAUUUUACUCUCGAAAAUUCAGUGCUCUGUGAUUCGUAAGUUUUUAUAUUUGUACCGCAACUGCUUUAAAACAAAAGUUUGCCACUGUAUUUAACCUGUUUGAUGUUCUUUGCCAUUUCACUGUCUAAAAGCCCUCAGGAUCAUAAAAGCAAGGAUCAUAAAGUACAGUAUGUUCAUUGCUCGGUCUUUUAGAAUAAAGUACAUUUGUAUAAAAAUUGAGCUUAAGUACUACUUCCUUUCUGCCAAAUAAUAAAUAUAAAAAUUAGGUAAUCAUAGUUUUAGGAAAGGAAUAGGUUCCUUCAAACAGGCUCUCAAAAUACAACACCUCAAGUUGAUCUUAGCAGAACUGUGAAAAAGAGUGAUGGCAUUUUCCUUGCUUACCACAAGUCUGAAAUCUGCCCUGAGAGGGAGUGAGAAUUCCCUUCUCUGGUUUAGAGGAAGCUUGAAUUAAUAUUAUUCCCUUUCUUCUCCCACAGUGUCUAUGAAUGAGUUCAGAAAAAAAAAAAAAAAAAUUUGUGCCAGUUAGCUUAAUUUCUUCAUUCUUGAUAUAGACACUGAUGUGGAAAAGGAAAACUUUUCCUAAAAAGCAGGAGGAUUUUGCUGAUAUAAGAGUGCCCUUGCUGCUAUUUCCCUGAGUGAUACAUUCAGUUUCCUUAUGCCCCUGGCAGUCCUGUGCACCUGGAGUGCUCCCCGUGUUCCUGCCUUUGUUUCUGCGGAGUGUGCUCCCUCACCAGCUUCCCCAAGAACUCUCCCUGCUUCUGCCUCAGAAGGCAUCCGUGCUCCUGACCACAUAGGGUUCAGGAAGAGAUCCACAUUUCCUUUCAACCUCUCUGCUCCCAAAGAAAAACAUCUCGUGAUGAUACAUAUUAUCGCUAACACCCUUAGCAAUUUGUUGGCCAUAAUACGAAUAGAAAUGCUUUACUGCUAGAAAAACUGAAAUCAACUCAUUUCCAGUUAGAGUAUAGGCAAAACACCUAAAUGUCACUUUUAGCUAUUGAAUAUCCAUCAUUUAUUCCAACUAAAACAGAAAAGAACUGCCAUUGGUCAAUAAACUGCAAAGGAAGAGGUAAACUGUGACAGUGUUUUCUAUGCCAUGUAAAAUUUUAAUCACAUUAGUUCUGAAAGAGUACAAUAUAAUUUAUUAAUUCUGUGCCAAAUUUUUAGAAUAUUUUUCACAAAGAUAGAGUGCUAUAGCAAAACUGAACACUGUGCAUAAAGGUAUAUAAAUUAUUCAAAUUUUAAUGUGUUGUGCAUGUAUAAUAAAUGUGGCAUGUUCUUGAUAAAAAUACUGUUAUUUACAAAAUAAAGGAACCUUUCUAUUG
This is a messenger RNA of Pipistrellus kuhlii (Kuhl's pipistrelle), 2015 nucleotides long. RefSeq names its product UBAP1-MVB12-associated (UMA) domain containing 1 (gene UMAD1). Bases 238 to 732 code for a protein of 164 amino acids. The record is from RefSeq and is a predicted model, not a curated record. The transcript is spliced from 6 exons. Lineage: Eukaryota; Metazoa; Chordata; Mammalia; Chiroptera; Vespertilionidae.